AUGAGUUUAUGUACAAGAUUUCAAAGGCAUCCCUCGCACAGCUUUUUUCUCAUGAGCGAGAAAAGAAGAAAAUUUCACAUCUAUUCUCAUCUGCCAUUUGCCGAACAUGAAAAGAACGAAAAAUUUUCUUCAUACACUAAAGAAAAAAAAAUUGGAUUGGAUGGAAAAGCGAUGGAUGGAAAAUCAAUUAUGGAUCAAGAGCAAGAGCGGCCCUUAUUAGCUUUUUUUUGUCUUCGCUUGGUCUUCAGGCUAUGGUAA
Messenger RNA from Clunio marinus, 258 nucleotides. NCBI's taxonomy places the organism in Eukaryota, Metazoa, Arthropoda, Insecta, Diptera, Chironomidae. The record is from the annotation of a GenBank genome assembly.